Fusarium sp. VM40 is the source of this 762-nucleotide messenger RNA. The record is from the annotation of a GenBank genome assembly. NCBI's taxonomy places the organism in Eukaryota, Fungi, Ascomycota, Sordariomycetes, Hypocreales, Nectriaceae.
AUGGGACCCUCUAAUACGAUAAGGCCAUUGGCAAGCCGGAUUGUCCAGGUCUCGGCAUCAAAGACCUCGUCUGUUGUCCCUAGAGUCGCCUGCUUCUCCACGACUGCACCGCAAUGCAAGCGCAGGACCAAGGAUAACAACAAAAAGCGAGGUGUGAGUAGCUUGUACGGAUCCGGACCUCGCGAGCCUUUGUCCAUGUCGAACAUACCGCUACCGAAACCCGCCGAGCAUAAGCCCAAGAUUGAGGUUGACCCCAACCACGGUCUCUGGGGAUUCUUCCCAGGCCAGGGCAAGUUGCUGGCCACACCCAAGGAGACCGAAGGGCAUGGACGUGCAUGGACGGUCGAGGAAUUGCGAAAGAAGUCGUGGGAGGAUCUGCAUGCUCUGUGGUGGGUAUGUUGCCGAGAGAGGAACAUGCUUGCUACAUCGAGGGUAGAGCUCACUCGAUCCAAGCUGGGAUUUGGUGAGCGGGAGAUUGAUACUCGAGAUGAACAGGUCAUGAAGACACAGCGAGCUAUUAAGCAUGUCCUGACAGAGCGAUAUUACACAUGGCAGGACGCCGUCGGCGUCGCCAUGAACGACCCCGAGAUCAAUUUUGAAGGCGCAGAUGGCCAAGUUUACACACCAUCGGCAUACGAGGAUGAUGUUGAUGUUGCUGAGUGGACACAACCGGAGGCAGAGUCAGAGGCGGCCAAACAGCUUGAUCCUGCUACAACAGAAGUGCAGGAGGCAAAGAUUGAAAAGGAGUUGAAGAAACAAUAA